AUGUCUUCUUCCACUCCCAAACCUCCCGUCGUGAGACCGCCCGUCGUGCAACCAGGCGCAGGAAACAACAUAAUAAUAAGCCCAACGCAGCGUGGUAACCCUGUGCUCGAAUGUAUACGCAAUGUGGGCAAAGAAUUUGGUGAUAUUGUGGCAGAUUAUCAGGUUGGAAGAACCACUGGCGUUUUGUUUCUAAGCCUUAAGUACCAUCGACUUCACCCAGAGUACAUCCACACACGCGUCGAGAAGUUAGGGCACUCAUAUGGACUAAGAAUCAUCCUAAUACACUGCGAUGUCUCCGAGCAUCGAGAGCCCAUCCGAGAAAUAACGAAGGCACGACCCGCAAUGGGCCUUAUCAACAAUAUCACAGUUAUCGUUGCCUUCUCGUAUGAAGACGCGGGGCACUAUCUCUCGACGUUCAAACAAUUCGAGCACAAGCCACCAGACUUGAUCAAGGAGCGAGUGGACAAAGACCAUGACUCCAUCUUGCGCACUGCGCUGACAACCAUAAGCCGUGUCAACAAAACCGAUGUCGAGACGCUCAAAUCGUCGUUCGGUAGCUUCGCAAACAUAGCGAACGCAUCGGGUGACCAGCUUCGAAACCUCCCUGGAUUUGGACAAGUCAAGGUCAAGAACAUCAAGAACGCAUUUGACAAACCUUUCCGAAACCAUGCUACAUCUACUCUUCCGUUGCCUUCUACGCAAAGGUCCGCCCUAGCCAGCGGAGCGCCCACACUUGUAGCAUCAGAUCCUGGUAAGGGGAAGAGCAAACAACCUGCCCGAUCUCCUAGCCCGGCUUGGGACAUCGAGGAUAUCGAUCUGGAUUCACCUCCCAGAGACCCACCGAUACCAGCUCCACCUACAUCAUCCAAGACCACCGGAGCAGAUGCUUCAACAUGGGAUAUUGAACUUGAUCUGAACGAUUCUGAUUGA
Pleurotus ostreatus (oyster mushroom) is the source of this 930-nucleotide messenger RNA. RefSeq names its product ssDNA endonuclease and repair protein rad10 (gene RAD10). NCBI's taxonomy places the organism in Eukaryota, Fungi, Basidiomycota, Agaricomycetes, Agaricales, Pleurotaceae. Gene Ontology annotation, biological process: nucleotide-excision repair; UV-damage excision repair; mitotic recombination. The transcript has 7 exons. Gene Ontology annotation, molecular function: single-stranded DNA binding; damaged DNA binding. The record is from RefSeq and is a predicted model, not a curated record. Gene Ontology annotation, cellular component: nucleus; nucleotide-excision repair factor 1 complex; ERCC4-ERCC1 complex. The coding region runs from base 1 to 930 and encodes 309 amino acids.